This is a messenger RNA of Penicillium daleae, 1797 nucleotides long. RefSeq names its product T6SS phospholipase effector Tle1-like catalytic domain-containing protein. The record is from RefSeq and is a predicted model, not a curated record. NCBI's taxonomy places the organism in Eukaryota, Fungi, Ascomycota, Eurotiomycetes, Eurotiales, Aspergillaceae. The transcript is spliced from 2 exons. Bases 1 to 1797 code for a protein of 598 amino acids.
AUGGAGCCCCAUGAACGGAGAGAGGUCUUCGGACCUUUAGCGCAGCCGAAACAAUUUGUGCUUUGUUUUGAUGGGACGGGGAACAAAUUUGCUGGUGAUGAGUCUGAUACGAAUCUUGUCAAGAUUUAUCGCAUGCUUGAUCGCAGCCAAAGUCACCAAUACCACUAUUACCAACCCGGCAUAGGAACGUACGUGACAUCGCAUUCACUCGGUAGUAAUGGAAGAUUCGAGCGCAUCAAAUCUUCAUACAAGAAAGCCAAAGAUGCAGCGGUGGGGUCCUCCUUUGACGAGCACGUUCUCGGGGGAUACAAGUUUCUGAUGCGAUACUAUGCCCCCGGCGACGACAUCUACUUCUUCGGUUUCAGUCGAGGCUCAUAUACCGCGCGCUUUCUCGCUGAGAUGCUCGAUUACGUCGGUCUGCUCCAGCCGGGGAAUGAGGAACUGGUGCGAUUCGCGUGGAAGACUUUUGCCAAGUGGCAGCAGCGGAAAAGUGGCACGGAGCAGGACGAUAAGGAACGACAUAAACUUUUCCGGUUCAUGAAGGCAUUUCGAGAGACGUUUAGCAGGCCCGUGAGCCGGAUUAAGUUCCUGGGACUGUUCGACACGGUAAAUAGUGUGCCUAUGUUUGAGAAUGCUUGGAUGGAGAGGAGCAAGUUUCCUUAUACGGCGCAGACGACGGCUCGGGUGAUUCGGCAUGCUGUUUCGAUUGAUGAGCGCCGGGCCAAGUUUCGGCAGGAUCUGAUAUCGGAACUGAGAAGUGCAGCGCAUGGUCAGUUACAUUCACACCGAUUCAGGCACAUGCUAUCACGAGAGAAUCAUGGAAAAGCCAAUGUCCCUGAGCUUGUCCUGCCUGAAAAUGAGCCCAAGGCAGGGAGACAAGGGCGUCGCAGGUCUGGAUCUAGCCAUGGGUGGGGCGAAUUCAGAUACCGUGCCCCAUCGUCAUCACCAAUGCGCAAGGGAAGCUCUGAAUUGCCGAGGACCAAUGCGUAUUUGUCUGAUCAUCACUCAGUAAAGAGCGACGUCUCCAGAACAUCGCCCCGAGUCCGGAGCUUGAAUAUCCCGGGCAACGGAUAUGAAGAACAGGAUGAGCAGGAUAUCUCAGAAGUCUGGUUCCCAGGUCAACACGGUGAUGUCGGUGGAGGCUGGAAGCUCAACCCCGAAGAUCUUUGGCCAUUGAGUCACAUCCCUCUCGUCUGGAUGGUCAAAGAAGCGCAAGCUGCCGGAUUAGAAUUCGACCCGGAGAAGCUCAAACACUUCAAUUGCUAUGAGGAACACCCUAGCGCCAUGGAGGGUCCGAAAGAAACGAUAUUUUCAAACGGCCUCGCAGCACAUAAUCACCACCGACAAACCGAUAAAUUUAGCGAAGCUCUUAUGUGCACCAUGGACCAGGGCAUCGCACAUGACUGUCUCUCUUAUGGCGGUGGUCUUUCUUUCUUCUCGACCAUGGCGUGGCGAUUGAUGGAGUAUCUGCCUUUCCGACGAAUGGACCUCCAACCCGAUGGCACCUGGAUACCGAUUCGCUGGCCUCUUCCUUGCGGAGAAGUUCGUGAUAUUCCUGAAAACGCACAGAUUCAUAUCUCUGCUAUUCAUAAACUGCGGACUGACCCAAACUACCGGCCGGGGAAUUUGAUUAUUGGGGGCGGUGGACGUGGAGUUAGGUGGGCGCCGGAGGAAUAUGGUAUUGGGGAGUGGGAGGUUUGUAAACACGAGGGUGAUUUGGUGCGACAGACUUAUAUUCGGAAGAAUUGGAAGGAUCCUGCGGGGUUUUGUCAAGAUGAUCAUGCUCAUGAGGCAUAG